Messenger RNA from Ooceraea biroi (clonal raider ant), 2156 nucleotides. RefSeq lists its product as uncharacterized. Lineage: Eukaryota; Metazoa; Arthropoda; Insecta; Hymenoptera; Formicidae. The record is from RefSeq and is a predicted model, not a curated record.
UAUAACGAUGCGAUUGUGCAAUCACGGUUUUUUCUGCGGAACUUGUUGCCCGCUUUAAUGAUCGCUAUUAUACAUCGUUAAAUAUUCAUUUACUGUCUGUUCUAUCCUUAUUUUUUCUGACCCAGAAUACAUUUUUCUUGCCCAGAGUAAAAGAUGUAUCCAAUAAAAUAUACGAUGCCGAUUCAAUGCACAUUCAAUACUGCCUUCGGCAUUUCCGCAGUCUCGUGGGCGCGCACUUCGCUCCCGGCAGCAGGCAAGAAAGAGAAACACCUCCGUUCAUAAAAAUGUAUACGCAUAGAAUUUUCAUAUUAAUUAACAGUGUCUAACAAUGUAGCUUAUCAUCGAUAUAGCCGAUAUGCAAGAAUACAUUUCCAUUUAAUUCAUAUUUUAUUAUUUCAUUAUAAAUAGGUGGAAAUCGGAGAUUUGAAAUAAAAGUUUAAUUAUAUGCAAAUAAUUAGUGUAAAAUAUAAAAUAGAAACAAAGGUCAUAUUUUCAGAACGCACUUACGACGGUAAAAGCGCCUCUAAAAGUGGCUUAAAAACCAUGUGAUUGGCUGAGAAGGCGCUUUGUCAUUGUAAACAUGUUCUAAAUAUGGGUUAAAAUUAUGUAAAUUAUGUAAAUUAAUAGUUGUAACAUACAGGGUGGCUCACAUAACUCUUACCAACUCGAUUUCUUAUAUUCGUCCCGUUUGUGUAGUAGUUUUAACGAUUAUGCUACAAUACUUCGAAAAUCUUUUUUCUCUUUCUUUCUUGCUCGCCCGCUCGCUCCCGCGAACAUCAAAAGAUUUAUUCUAACAGUGUUGUUUGGAAACAGAUCUGUUAGCGGACACUUUUCAUACGCUUGCCUUCAGUGGAAUAAUGUCUGGCUGAUCUCCAGCAUUGUCUGUCGUUAUACAAAUAGCAUAUUCGGUUUUAUAUCUAUUGAAUAUUUAUUAUAUUGAUACAUAUCACUGUCAUCAUUAUUAACAAUGAGUUUAGCAAUCGUGAGUGCAAUAAUUGUGGGAGCAACGACGUUAAUAUGUUGUCCAUUUAUUCGGCAACUUUGUGAAGCGAUCGAAAAUGUGCAAUCUGAAAAGAGCAAAUUAAAAAAUGAUAUUAAUACUGAAAAUUGCGUUACAAACGCGAAUACAAAUUCAUCAGCAAAAAGUGAACAAGUUCAGCAAAAUGUUCCCAUAAAACCACCUCGCGUGUUUAAACUAUCGUGCGAAAAAGGAGAAUCCAUGACAAUGUGUAAGGAAAAGAAUUUUCCUCCAGAAUUUAGAGUAAAUUGCGAUCCGACAUCGUACGACAAUGGCAGAUUGUUGAAACUUGUUGAUCAAGUGUUUGCAAUAACGACCGCCGUAAUAAGCUAUCUGGAAUCGCGCGAGGAAGCAGGGUUGCAAGCAGUAACAACAUUUUUAAAAAGUCAUUCCAGUUCGUUACCGGUCAGCAACGAGCUGCAGAAGCAGACACCGGUCUCCGGAAUCGUUAUUGAUUCAUCAAAAUCAGUAUCCCAGAUUCCAGAGUUGGAGGUGCCAACAAUAUCUAUAACAGGAUCUAAGACAAACUUGAAAAAUUUGCAAAAUAAUUACAGCAGCCUUGCUAACCAUGCGGUGAUUGAGGAUAAUGAAAUCGAUUAUUUACAACUGCCUACGCAUACAAAGUUCGCACAGGAUAUGAAAUCGAAAGAAAAGGAUCGAAAUUAUAUGCAAUCGACAUUGAAAAUUGAUUCCAAAAGUAAAAAAAAGAACACAUUGUUUAAAAAGUUGCGAAAAUGUGUUCAACCAUUGUCUACGAAAUUUCGACAAUAUUUCUGUCGCAAAAGACAGAAGCAAGAAAAAUGUUGAACAAAAUGAAAUGUUUAAAUAAAUUUUAUAUUUAGUUGAUCAGAACGUUCCUUCGAAUGUUUAACUUUUCUUUUUAUCUCUGAAAACUCUGAAGGAACUUUCCUAUCAAUCUGAUCAAAUGUUGCUAAGAAUUUAUCAGAAAUUUGUAAGGCCGUGAACCUUUCAAAACUAUUCCGAUCAAAAUCGAAUCCAGAACGAUGCGGCAACGUUUUGUGUUAUAUAACAUUAUGCAGACUUACUUUGAGAAUAAAUAAUCUCAAAUGUAAGAAAAUAUCGUUGUACAAUCUCUUUGUAUAUUAUCGAAAAACUAAUAUACGAUCUUUCCAAGUCU